UUUGAAUUAUAAACUGAGAAAGGUUUCCAAAGCCUGCUAAUCGCUCAUUCUUUGGCAUUUGAAUAAAGAAGUCGACGGUUGGCCGUCCGAGACCGACCGCGAAGUCGAUUUCUCCCUCUCCUCUCUCCCCCCCCCUCUCUCUCUAUAAAAGAGACCCUUCCUAUAUAGACGUUUUGCAGAGAAAUAAACAUCCACUCUCUCUGAGUCAUGGAGGCACGUCACGCUACCCUUGGUCGACGAACGUUGGAAGAAAUUCGUCAAAAGAGAGCAGCAGAAAGGUUAAGCAAAACCUCCUCUGGCCCAGAUCUGACCAAUGCUUUAAACCCUAAUGAUGUUUUAGGGAUGAAAAGGUCUGAAAGUGCAAAUAGACUCUCAUCAGAGAAUGAUGUUAGUGGUUUAGUAUCUCAGCUAAAAGACAUGCAGAUGAAGAACACUGAAUUGGAAGAAGAUAACACGAAACUGAUCUCAAGGCUUCAAGCAAAAGAAUCAGAGAAUGAUGCGCUGCAGAAACAUCUGAAUGAGCUGGAACAGAGUACGGUACCAUCCUUAAGGAAAGCUCUUAAGGAUGUUGCAAUGGAGAAAGAUGCAGCAGUUGUUGCACGGGAGGAUCUCUCAGCUCAGCUUCGCACAAUGAAGAAACGUUUAAAGGAAGCAGAAGAAGAACAAUACCGGGCAGAGGAGGAUUCAGCAGCAUUGAGGGCAGAAUUAAAUUUGUUACAGCAACAAGCAAUGAGUGGUUCACUUGGUGGCAUGACCUCAAUGGGAAAUUCAGCCGAACACAUACAAUCCAUGGAAAAGGAGCUAGCCAGUAUAAAAUCCAUGUUAGAGCAAGAGUCACUUCUGAGGCAGCAAGAGCGACAACGUUUGGCAGAGGAACAAGCCCGGACAUCUACCCUAAUGUUUGAAAAGCAGGAGUUGGAGGAGAAACUUGCAGUUAUCUCCAAAAGGGCGUCAGAAGACGUUUCAGAAAAAGCUGCUCAUAAGGCAUUUUCAAUGGAAGACAAGGAGAAACUUGAGAAGCAAUUGCAUGAUAUGGCAGUGGUGGUUGAGAGAUUGGAGAGUAGUAGACAGAAACUUCUAAUGGAGAUUGAUUCCCAAUCUUCGGAGAUUGAGAGGCUUUUUGAAGAAAAUUCUAACCUCUCAUCUGCUUAUCAAGAGGCAAUGGGUGUGGUGGUUCACUGGGAGAAUCAGGUAAAAGACUGUCUUAAGCAGAAUGAGGAACUCCGUGGCAUGCUAGAUAAUUUGAGAGCAGCACAGGCUAGUACACCGUCAUUGAAUGAUAAGAAGAUGGAGGGAGGCCUUUUGGAAGCUAACAAAGACGUGGGAAAUGAGUCCAGUCCUCAGGCAUAUACAGCUGAUAUUCUUUUCCUCAAGGGCCAACUUGCUAAAGAACAGAGCAGAGCGGAAGCACUAUCGGCAGAGAUCUUGCAGCUCUCGGCACGACUCCAACAAGCCACACAAGCAUACAAUGGUCUUGCACGCCUCUAUAAACCAGUACUGCGAAAUAUCGAGAGCAGUCUCCUUAAAAUGAAGCAAGAUGGUUACCUGACAAUGCAAUGAAGCGUCAGAGCAGUUUGUCAGUAGAUUAUCAAUCCCGUGGUGGAUCACUCAUGUGACAACUAGUGUGAAACCGGAAAGGCCCUUGGUUUUGUGCCGGUAUAGUAUUAUUUUGAGAGGAAAGUGGAAAGAGAACAAUCGAUACACUUCUUCAGUGUCACAAUGAGGGAGGGUUGAACAUACAGGUGUGAUACGAUUACUGUCCAGUAUUGUACUAUCAUUUGUUAUUCGUAUAAAAUAUUCAUGAUGGAAGCUAGGUUUUGUAUUGCGAAAUUAUUCCUGCUUGUUAGUGGAUGCUGCUGCUUCUUCCUUGUUAAAAUCGGCGGAUGGAUUUUUUUAUGAAAAGUAUCUUAAAUGAAAUGCUGUGAAUGAGAUGUAUUGAGUGUGCUCCUUUUAA
Messenger RNA from Cornus florida, 1954 nucleotides. RefSeq lists its product as uncharacterized. The transcript is spliced from 15 exons. The record is from RefSeq and is a predicted model, not a curated record. Bases 208 to 1560 code for a protein of 450 amino acids. Lineage: Eukaryota; Viridiplantae; Streptophyta; Magnoliopsida; Cornales; Cornaceae.